Messenger RNA from Boleophthalmus pectinirostris (great blue-spotted mudskipper), 688 nucleotides. It is a transcript of the gene adi1, whose product is annotated as acireductone dioxygenase 1. The transcript has 4 exons. Lineage: Eukaryota; Metazoa; Chordata; Actinopteri; Gobiiformes; Gobiidae. Gene Ontology annotation, molecular function: acireductone dioxygenase [iron(II)-requiring] activity. Bases 95 to 634 code for a protein of 179 amino acids. The record is from RefSeq and is a predicted model, not a curated record.
CUUAAGUCAUGCGCACUCGUGACAUACACGUUCAUCUCAGACUGCACGCACAUUUUAACAGUGUUUGUUACUGAAGUAAACUUUAUUUGCAGAUAUGGGGAUUGAAGCCUGGUACAUGGACAGUUCUGAAGAAGACCAGAGAAAACCGCACAAACUGACCCCAAACCAAACAGUCUCUUUGGAGGAUUUACAAAAGCUUGGUGUAUAUCACUGGAAGUUAAAUGCUGAUAUCUAUGAAACUGACCCAGAAUUAGUGAAAAUACGCAACGAGCAAGGAUACACCUAUAUGGACAUCAUCACUAUUCAUAAAGACACACUGCCCAACUAUGAGGACAAGCUAAAGAUGUUCUUUGAGGAGCACUUGCACCUGGAUGAUGAGAUUCGUUACAUUCUUGACGGUCAGGCCUACUUUGAUGUUAGAGACAAAGAAGACCGAUGGAUCCGGAUCUCCAUGAGCAAAGGGGACCUGAUCACUCUUCCCGCUGGCAUCUACCAUCGCUUCACUCUGGAUGAAACUAACUACACCAAAGCCAUGAGGCUGUUUGUGGGAGAACCGGUUUGGAAAGCCUACAACCGUCCUGCUGACGAUUUUGACAUUAGAAAGAAGUAUGUGGCUUCUUUACAAGGAUCCUGAAUUUUUAUUUAUUUUUUUAUUUGCUCAUUAAAAUGAACAUGACAAAACAGGCAA